AAUAUUUUUGAUACAGAAAUCAAUAACAUUGAACUACAGAUCGAACGAUGGAUCCUAAUAAACUAAGGUUUUAUACAGAAAAAAAUGAAAAGGAAAAUAGAAAUAUAACGCUAGUGGAAGAAUUCAUACCAAUGCCUCAAUCAAAAUCUGUAACCAAAAAGUUUUACGCAAAACACGACGUCAUUGCGAUAUCCGAAAUUCCACCAGAAUAUAUACAAAUUAUAGAAAGAUACGCAGCACUGACACCAAAGGAUAUUUAUUCUUACAAACCUCCGACUGUGAAUAUGGAUUACGGCUGGUUUACGAAACCGUUAAUACCAAGAUCUCUGGACCCGCGGCUCCACUUUCCAAAAAAGCUUUGCGAUUUCAUUGAGAACGAAUUGAAGUUGCGUCAAUUGAACAAGGGCGUACCUGUUAAAAAAUUUGUCGGAGUACCAUUCAAGGCAUGAUAUCCAAAAACAUGAUUAGUAUGAAAAGGAUAGAUAAG
Messenger RNA from Cephus cinctus (wheat stem sawfly), 487 nucleotides. RefSeq lists its product as uncharacterized. The coding region runs from base 48 to 449 and encodes 133 amino acids. The record is from RefSeq and is a predicted model, not a curated record. NCBI's taxonomy places the organism in Eukaryota, Metazoa, Arthropoda, Insecta, Hymenoptera, Cephidae. The transcript is spliced from 2 exons.